Messenger RNA from Drechmeria coniospora, 915 nucleotides. RefSeq lists its product as uncharacterized. The transcript has a single exon. Gene Ontology annotation, biological process: iron-sulfur cluster assembly. Gene Ontology annotation, cellular component: cytoplasm. The record is from RefSeq and is a predicted model, not a curated record. NCBI's taxonomy places the organism in Eukaryota, Fungi, Ascomycota, Sordariomycetes, Hypocreales, Ophiocordycipitaceae. Gene Ontology annotation, molecular function: iron-sulfur cluster binding. The coding region runs from base 1 to 915 and encodes 304 amino acids.
AUGGCCGACACCCGUAGCCUGCUCCUCGCGCCGCCGUCGGUCGCCGCCCACGAGGAUCAGCUGCGCUCCGUCUUCGCCACCUUCGACCGCGCCUCGACCGACCUCCAGAUGCUCGACCGCCUCUCCGCCGGCCUCGUCACCCUGCCGCCCGCCACCUACGAUCUCGUCCUCGUCCUUACCGGCACCGACGGCUCGCGUCGCGGCGAGGCCCUUGACCUCAUGGACCGUCACCUCUACGGCCGAAUCGUGUCCUCCAUGAAGGCCGGUGCCAGCUUGAGCUUCGAGCAUGGCCGCGUCGAUGUCAAAGAGGCCAUCCUGGCGGGGCUCGUCGAAAAGCAGGAUGGCACGUUCGAGAAGCUCGCCGACGAGGAGGCCGUAGUGCCCUUGCGCUUUGUCAGCAGGACGAAGAAGGCACCUGUCCCGAAUGGCACCAGCCAUGCCGACGCGAGCACGGUUCGCUACGACUUCAGCAAGAUGGACGACGAUGACGACGACAUCAUCGACGAAAACGGCCUGCUCACCGACGAGGAUCUCAACCGCCGUCCCGUCCAGCGUGCGUCCCUUCCGUCCCCCCGCACCCAUGCGACGACUGAUCAAAUACUGACCGCGAUGGCAGCCUCCGACUGCAAUCCACAAAAGCGCCGCCGCCCCUGCAAGGACUGCACCUGCGGCCUGGCGGCCAAGUUCGAAGCCGAGGACAAGCAGCGGCGUGCGGCGGCCGACGCGGGUCUCACCGCCAUGCUCGACGCCAACGACCUCAACGAGCUCGACUUCACCGUCGAGGGCAAGACGGGCUCGUGCAACAACUGCUCACUCGGCGACGCCUUCCGCUGCUCCACCUGCCCCUACAUCGGCCUACCGCCCUUCAAACCGGGCGAGGAGGUGCGGAUCAUGAAUGACAUGGCGCAGCUGUAG